Molecule: messenger RNA, 2760 nt
Organism: Aureobasidium namibiae CBS 147.97
Lineage: Eukaryota; Fungi; Ascomycota; Dothideomycetes; Dothideales; Saccotheciaceae
Exons: 1
Coding region: 1-2760 (919 amino acids)
Biological process (GO): carbohydrate metabolic process
Source: RefSeq, a predicted model, not a curated record
AUGGCCAAGAUCAAGGUCUCACGGCCGUUGAUCGAACACCAUAAUUAUGGAGAUGCCGAUGCGAACUUGCCUAUCUGUACCGGACAUCGCCAACCUCGACUCUCUUGGAGCUUUGAAGCCACAGAUGGCACACUGAGAGGCUGGCAUCAGACUCACUAUACCAUCAAGCUAUCUGCGUGGGGUCAGCCGCAUCCAGAUAUAUACAUUGUGGGCUCUGAGUCGGUGCUGGUCCCUUGGCCUGGAAAGCCUCUGUCCUUAGACAGCAGCUGCAGAGUCAAAGUUCGUGUCGAUGGUGAAGAUGUGCAUGGUGAUCUUGUAAGCUCACUUUGGUCUGAAGAGACUACUGUGGAAUUCGUGCCGCCACAAGACCAACUUACUGCAAACUUCAUUGGUUCAGCUCAACCCCAGCCUGACGGCCCACUCCGACCUCUUAGAUUCCGCAAAUUUUUCAACGUGCCCGAUUACGACGGUCUUGCAGACAAGGCAAAGUUGUACGUCACUGCAUAUGGCGUAUAUCAAGUCUCUAUCAAUGGCGAACGGAUUGGCAAUGAUCAGAUGGCGCCUGGCUGGACAAGCUAUACCCAUCGUCACCUUUAUCAAACCCAUGAUGUCCGGGAGCAUCUAAGGCCAGGGACAAACGUCAUCGGCAUUGAGGUGGCUGAAGGCUGGUAUGCUGGUCGACUGGGUUGGGCUGGACAACGUCAGUUCUAUGGCAAAGCCCUGGGAGUAUUCGCUGAACUGCAAGUGGUCGCGUCAGAGACAGAAGGUGCAAUUAUGAUCACAACGGAUGACACUUGGGAAUGUGGAUAUGGCCCACUGAUGAUCAGUGACAUAUAUGAUGGCGAAGUGUAUGCCCAAGAGAAUGAACAGGUCGGCUGGAAUGACAUUUCCAGGUCUGACCAGUCAGGCCAGUGGAUGCCAACGAAAGUGCUCCCACCCACUGGAGCUAAACUGCUCCCAUCCGAGGUUCCCCCUGUCAAGGUGACUGAAUAUAUCAAGCCUGUGCGGAUUUUCGAGAGCAAAUCUGGCAAGACCAUCAUCGAUUUUGGACAGAACAUGGUUGGCAAGCUACUUGUCAAGCAGCUUCGAAAGCCACUUGGUCAAGAGAUCGUAUUCCGUCACGCCGAAGUGAUCGAAGACGAUGAACUCGGGACACGCCCUCUACGAAGCGCUGAAGCCAAAGACACCAUCCUCUCACACGGACAAGUGAUCGAGACCUGGUCCCCACACCAUACUUUCCAUGGGUUUCGAUACGUCGAGGUCACAGGUUGGUCUCCUUCUGACGAACAAUGUCCGUUGACCCUGGAAAGUGUUGAAGCUCUUAUCAUGCACACGGAUAUGAAGCGUACCGGCUGGUUCUCGUGUUCGGAUCCUCUGGUCAACAAGUUACACGAAAACACCGUCUGGAGCAUGCGUGGGAACUUCUUGUCAAUCCCGACUGAUUGUCCUCAACGAGAUGAACGAUUAGGCUGGACCGGCGAUAUACAGGUGUUCGGCCCAUCAGCCAAUUUUUUGUUCGAUACUAGUGCGAUGCUCGGCCACUGGUUGGAAGAUGUCGCGAGCGAGCAAAAGGAUAAUGAUGGCAUUCCGCCAUUCGUCGUACCCAAUAUCCUUACCUCUGACACAGGUGACAACUCUUGGGGUAGGUUUCCUCAAGCGGUAUGGGACGAUGUGGUCGUCUUAUUACCAUGGUCUCUCUAUCGUGCAUUUGGCGAUGUCGAGAUCCUAAAGCGUCAAUACUCGAGCAUGCAGAUGUGGCUGGAGCGGGGCGUCAGGAGGGGUGCUGACGGUCUCUGGGAUCCCUCUUUCCAUCAACUCGGUGACUGGCUAGAUCCAAGCGCACCACCUGACAGACCAGGAGAGGCAAAAACUGAUGGCACAUUUGUCGCAGAUGCCUAUCUUGUGCAUGUCACUCACCUUAUGAACAUCAUCAGUGACAUCAUUGGGCACAAGGGAGAAGCAGCGAAAUAUGCCCUUGAACACAAAAAGCUGAAGAAGGCCUUCGGUAGGAAAUAUAUCACCAUUGAAGGUCUCCCAGUGGCCGACACUCAGACCGGCUUGGCCUUGGCGAUUAUCUUCGAUCUGUUCAAGACGCCUGACCAAGCAAAGGUAGCAGCGGCCAGACUGGGAAGAGCAGUCAGAUUAGCAGACUUCAGGGUAGCCACAGGUUUCGUCGGAACUCCGAUCGUGACACAUGCGUUAUCUUCAGUCGGCCUGCAGAAUCUAGCAUAUCGUAUGCUGUUCGAAAAGGGAUGUCCGUCCUGGCUCUACCCAAUUACUAUGGGAGCUACCACUGUAUGGGAACGCUGGAAUAGUAUGUUGCCCGAUGGUAGUAUCAACCCAGGGGAAAUGACCAGCUUCAAUCACUACGCCCUAGGCUCGAUUGUAAAUUGGUUACACGAGGUCGUUGGUGGCAUCAGUCCGUUUGAGCCUGGUUGGAAGCGUUCGCUCAUCAGGCCUGUGCCUGGUGGCUCGCUCACACAUGCAGAGGCCAAACAUGACACGCCAUAUGGAAUGUUGAGUUGCAGGUGGACUAUCGAGGCUGGGCAGUUCAGACUUUCUUUGGUCGUACCACCAAACACGACGGCGAAAGUUGUCAUGCCUGAUAGGCAAGCAAGCCAAAUUCUGGGCGACACAGAAGAAGGCUUCGAAGUCGGAUCUGGAAACUAUGAGUUCUCAUGUGCUUACGAACCUGACAAGUGGAAGCCUGAAGCUAUUCCUAUUCCGUUCUACACCCCGGUCAAGAAGGAGCUAUGGUGA